AUUCGUUUACUCAAAAGCAAAGACCUUAGUAUUCUUAUGCCUGGCUCACGACAGAGCCCAUGGAACAAAGAGAUUACUCAAAGAAACUGAAAUACUGUACCCAGUUGUAGUGAGCUUUUUGCUCCACUGUUUAGGCCAGAAUGGCUGUGGAAUCCAGAACAAUUUCAACCUUGGUACCUCAGAGUCCUCAGGAUCAAGAACUAAUACUAGUGAAAGUAGAAGAAAGCCUUUUCUGGGGUCAGAAAUGUAAGCAAGGUGGGAGCACCAGAUCCUGCCAAGAAUUGUUCCGCCAACAAUUCAGAAAGUUUUGCUACCAGGAGACACCUGGACCCCGGGAAGCUCUGGGCCGACUCCAGGAGCUUUGCUAUCAGUGGCUCAUGCCAGAGUUGCACACCAAGGAGCAGAUCCUGGAGCUGCUGGUGCUGGAGCAGUUUCUGAGCAUCCUGCCUGAGGAGCUGCAGAUCUGGGUUCAGCAACAUAGUCCAAAAAGCGGCGAGGAAGCUGUGACCCUGUUGGAGGAUUUGGAGAGGGAAUUUGAUGAUGCAGGGCAGCAGCAGGGACCAGCGGUGCCAUGGAAAGAUUUGACAGGUCUUGGAACAUCCCAGGAGUUAACAAACAUCCAACUCCAGCCUUUAAAGACACAGCUGAAACCCUGGGAACCUUGCCUUUCCCCCAAAAGUGAUCGUGAGAACCACGAAUCUGUGACCAAGAAGGACAUUUCAGGAGAAAAAUCACAAGGACGUCCCCAGGAGCCUUCAUCUGGAGGAGUUAGUGAACAUGACAGUAAUUUAGAGUGGCAACAAGAAAGUCCUACAGGGGAGAAAUUAAGAAGAUUCCCUACCCAAGGGGGCAGUUUUAGUCAAGUAAUCGUCACACAUAAAUCUCUGGGAAAGAGAGACCAUCCUGAGCCUCAAAGCAGCUUGAUUCUAAGUACAAACUCUAUAACUUACCAGAAAGUUCCUACAGAAGAGAGACCUUAUAGAUGUGAUAUAUGUGGGCACAGCUUCAAACAGCAUUCCUCUCUAACACAACAUCAGAGAAUCCAUACUGGAGAAAAGCCUUAUAAGUGCAACCAGUGUGGGAAGGCUUUUAGUCUGAGGUCAUACCUUAUCAUUCAUCAGAGAAUUCACAGUGGUGAGAAAGCAUAUGAAUGUAGCGAGUGUGGGAAAGCCUUCAACCAGAGCUCAGCCCUCAUUAGACAUCGUAAAAUUCAUACUGGGGAGAAAGCUUGUAAAUGUAACGAAUGUGGCAAAGCGUUCAGUCAAAGUUCCUAUCUCAUUAUACAUCAAAGAAUUCACACUGGCGAGAAACCCUAUGAGUGUAACGAGUGUGGGAAAACGUUUAGCCAAAGCUCAAAGCUUAUUAGACACCAGCGAAUUCAUACGGGAGAGAGACCUUAUGAAUGUCAUGAAUGUGGAAAAGCUUUCAGGCAGAGCUCAGAGCUGAUAACCCAUCAGAGGAUCCAUAGUGGAGAGAAACCCUAUGAAUGUAGUGAGUGUGGAAAAGCUUUCAGUUUGAGCUCAAACCUCAUCAGACAUCAGAGAAUUCAUAGCGGAGAGGAACCCUAUCAGUGUAAUGAAUGUGGCAAAACCUUCAAAAGGAGCUCCGCCCUUGUUCAGCAUCAGAGAAUCCAUUCUGGGGAUGAAGCUUACAUAUGUAAUGAAUGUGGGAAGGCUUUCAGGCACAGAUCAGUCCUCCUGCGCCAUCAGAGGGUGCACACUGUCAAGUAACUUGGCAGUACAGUGGAUGUUGUAAAUAUUUUGGUCAGAUUUUUAUCUUUGUUAGUGGAAAGGGUUUACUUUUGGAACAAGACUCCGGGGCAGUAAACACCCAGGUCUGGAGUCUUGCCGACUUAACUGAACAGCACUUCCCAAUGCUACUGCAAAUUGUUCCUUGAAAGCUUUUCCUAGGACUAAUCAGAGCAGCAGAUGGAAGAAUCCCUGCUUCCAGCUUUCCUCUUACCAUUAGGAAUACUCAGGAAAUAAGAAAAAUGGGAACAUAACUGAAACCUCAUUUUCCAUGAGGGGGUACAGCAACCCGGGCUGUCAACCACGUCUGACUGUCCACAUGCCAGAUUUGGGAUAUGGUGUGGACAGUAUGAGGGACAUUUGUCUCAGGAAUACAGAAUUUUACUGGCCAAUUAAAAACAGUGACAGGGCAGCAAGAGCGAUAGGGAAGCAGUGCAUAGAUGAUGUGUUGAGCCCAGGGCAGUCCAGAAAUGAGGUAGUGGAAAGAAUACAUAUUAACUUAUCCAGCUGUUCACUUUUCGAAGUCCUGUCUUUUGCCAGGCACGAGGAAUACAACGGGGAAUCAGACGGUCUCUGUGGUUGAAUGGGCAAGGUGAACGCAUCAUGGCAUGAGCAGGGCUCUGUGACAUUGAGUACCUGAGCCAGCCUUGGAUCAGGGAAAGUUUCUGAGAAAAACAAACUGAAGAAUGUACAGGAGUUAGCCAGGGAAGUAGGCAGGCAGGCUAGAGAACAAUAUUCCCAGCAGAGGGAACAGACAAAGGUCAGGAAGAAUGUCUGGCACAUCUGAGAAAAGGCCAUUUUGUGUGGAGUGUUGCUGUUGAGUUCCUUUUGAAGUGGAGUCAGGUGUGUAAGAAACGUGGAUGUAGCAAAGUAGGAGCCAGCAGAGAAGCACCUGUUAUUAGACAAAAUCCCGAGUCCUUGGGCCACAGGGUAGAGUGGAGCUUUGUCAUGGUCUGGUGUGAGCCAAAGGAAAGGGUUAAUAACUAGUUUCUUGCCUGUAGGCUCCGCUAGACCUUCUGUGUGUUUGGGGAAGGCAGGGUGGUUAGAAAGAGCCCAGCCUAGCCUCAAUGUUAAGUACCUGUUAGAAUUCUAAAUCUUCUCUUUCCUGAACGGAAGAGCUCCUUUGGUUCUUGAGGCUAUCAGAGCUGUUGUCCGCUUCCUGCUCACUCGCAAGUCUCUGGGUCAGAAGCGGCUAUGACUACCACAUCUGUUUCUGGGGCUGUACCCCCACAGUUCUGGUGCACUCCCUUGGGCUCAGGUGCUAAACAGUAUCAGUCCCUGGGUCUGAGACUCCAGGCACCUCACAUGUGUUCAGUUUUGCCUUAUGUCAUUGUCAUUUUGCAGUAUUUCAGUCUUACGAAUUUUAAAGAAUGCUGAAGGGAAGGGGCAACAAAAGGUAACAGUCCUGGUCCAUCCAGAGACUACUGUCUUCUGGGGGACCCAGCAGGAAAAGUAUCCCUAGUCUGGUGCUUCUCAGUGCGAUGCGAGAAGGGAUAUAGGUUAGCAACAGAAGAACCUAUUAAUAAGAAAUACCCAACUGGUCAGAGUUCAAACACCUUGCCAAAAAUAGAAAUCUAUGGGAAUUUAGAAUCCUGAGCUUAGCAAAAGACGAGUUUUCAGGAGGAUAAGUAGAGAAUGCUCCUGUUGGAACAUACAUAGAUAACAGAAACUAACCAGUAAGAACGGCCAGUGGGCUAAAUCCCCCUGCUUCCAGAAAGAAGGUAAGAAAAGAAAGGGAUAGGAUAACAAAGUAACAUGACAAGAGUUCCUAAUAUUCAACUCUCAGUUUUCUCUCCCAGGAUAAACAAACUGAAAAGGGUAGGACAAUUGUUAAGUAGGAAUUGAUAGAACACAUGUUACAAAAGGGAGAGAUUCUUUACAGAUAGUUCUUAACCUGCAAAGAAACAUAUAACAGGUACUUUGCUGAGGGCUUUGUAUAUAUUUGUUGUUUCUCUGACAGCACAUAUUUUGAAGAUGAGAAAAUGAAGGCUUAGAAUCAUGGCUUAGUCAAUAUCAUACAGCUAAAAAGUGGUGAGGUCAGACUUUGACCCCAGGCAAAAGGAAAAAACCCUUCUGUGGAGCCAUCUCUCUGUAGUAUAUCCUCAUGAAGAAGUCCGAGUAGAAAAAAUAGUACUUCAGUAAGCAAAUCACAAAAGAACAAGUGCCAGUGGGUGAGAAGCAGGCAGUCUUUGGUAGAAUUAAAAAUGUAUAUUAAAGCAAGAAUUGAGAUGGUACUUUUUUCCCCCUCAUAAAGAUUCAGGGAAGUUGGGAUUCCAGUGCUGCUGGUAAGCUGUGAAUAGAUAGGAUCUCUGGCAAUCUGUACCAGAAGCCUUAACCAUUGCCUUUUGACUUUAAAAUUCUACCUGGAAAUGUAUGCUUCAGAAAACAUCAUGAAUGUAUACAAACUCUUAAAAGCUGUUAAAAAAAAAAAAGUGAUGUUGAUUGAUGUCAAAAGAAAUGACAGCAUAUCUUAAGUAAAAAUAAAACGUACAGUAUGACUCCAUGUAAAAAUAUAUUUAUGCAUUAAAAAUCCUGGAAAUCUGUA
Messenger RNA from Mustela lutreola (European mink), 4293 nucleotides. RefSeq names its product zinc finger protein 397 (gene ZNF397). Bases 141 to 1730 code for a protein of 529 amino acids. Gene Ontology annotation, cellular component: nucleus. NCBI's taxonomy places the organism in Eukaryota, Metazoa, Chordata, Mammalia, Carnivora, Mustelidae. Gene Ontology annotation, molecular function: RNA polymerase II cis-regulatory region sequence-specific DNA binding; DNA-binding transcription activator activity, RNA polymerase II-specific. The record is from RefSeq and is a predicted model, not a curated record. Gene Ontology annotation, biological process: regulation of immune system process; negative regulation of transcription by RNA polymerase II; regulation of cytokine production. The transcript has 4 exons.